Molecule: messenger RNA, 3499 nt
Organism: Argentina anserina (silverweed cinquefoil)
Lineage: Eukaryota; Viridiplantae; Streptophyta; Magnoliopsida; Rosales; Rosaceae
Exons: 5
Coding region: 503-3397 (964 amino acids)
Source: RefSeq, a predicted model, not a curated record
ACAAAUUACAUCAAAUACAGUAUCCCACAUACAUAGUAGUGCAAAACACCCCAAGCAUUUUCUAACCCCACAGUUGUGCAACAUGUCCAUCGAGGUAAGAAUAUAUUGAAAACCAAGCAAACCAAUAAAAGAAACAAGCUUGAAGGAGAAGUCCUUUGAAAAUUCUGCCAUUACUUAGAUUGGAAUGUAAGUCAGGCACACGUUCAAUAACACUGAGAGAAUGGGAGCUAAACGUUCACGUCAAUCUUUCUAUGAUAUGAUAAAAGAAUCUUCCAACACUAUCUACUACUUUUGUUUUGGAAAGGACUUCCCACCUCAACCAACUUUGAAAGAUUCACCACAACUACAAUUUAAGUAACAGAGUAUUACCUCCCAUCUUUCUUUCCCUAUAUGCAAAACAAUUCACUACCCCAAACACAAUAACAAUUUGGUUGCUCAAGGAUUUCUGAGGAAAUACUGAAACAUAGUUGCAGAUGCAAGUCUUAACUGCUGCAAGCACAACAUGGCAAGGAGAUCAGAUUUUGCGCAAAAGCUGCUGGAUGAUCUUCAUGUUCGGAAGGAUCGGAUGGCGGCACCAACAGAGAGCUCAAAUCGUUCAAACGCAAUGGCUAUAGAUGCAUAUGCAUAUUCCAAGCAAACGUAUAGAGGAUCAAGAAAUACAAGAAGCCAAGGAACAACUAGUUCCGGAACCGGGAACCCCCAGAGUAGGUCAACCGGAAGUAGUAGAACACCUGUUCGUCAAGAAGCUUUAAACCAGAUGGUUGCUUAUGGAAGAGAUGGGAGCUCAAGACAAACAAUAGAUCUCUCCAUGGCCUUGGCCUUUGCACUUGAGAAUGGAGCCACAAAACUUACCAGAACAAGUUCAUCAAGCAAAAGUUCAGUGAUGGGGUUUCUGAAUCAAAUUGGUGGGGGUUCUAGGGACUUUAACAAAAGGGACAGAAAGGGAAAUGUGAGCAUGUAUUGGGGUUCAAGUAGUCAGUUCCCUAACUUUUCAAAUUUCCAUAUAGAAGAAAUAUCCAGAGGGGCGCAGAAACUAAACCAGAUCCUCAGAGCUUGCUCUAAUGGUGUUAAUGUUGAUAAGGUGUCGAUAGAAAUUGGAAAGGAAUUGUUUAAAGGGGCAAUGGAUUUGGAAGAGUCCUUGAGAAUGCUUGUAAACCUGCAGGAAGCUUCAAAAUAUAUGACCAGUUCCCAAAGGAAAAGUCAGAUCACAUUGCUAGAUGAAGAUGAAGAUGAAGAUGAAGACAAUGAAGACAAAGUGCAAAAGCAACUGGAUCUGCCAAGGUUUUCCUUUGACAAAUCAACAAGACAUGCUCGUAAAAUCCAAGAAGUAGGAAGGACGGCCAUCAAGCCUAAGAUGGCAGCUCUGACUUACCCCACAGGAGGUAGUCUGGAUGAGAAGCAAGGCAGAGAGAUGGCAGCCUCAGUUUUUCGCAGGCAUUCAAUUAGCUAUAUUCCUGACAUCAAAAAUCCAUCAAAAUCGUCAGACCAGAAAGUGUCUAAACCAGAAAAGGAUAGGAUCCCAAAUGUUAUCGCAAAGCUGAUGGGCCUGGAAGAGCUUCCCAAAAAUGAAAACGUGAUUACCACUACCACUACCACACAGAAAGACAACAUUCCCAACAAAACAAGAGAAAGGGGAACUGCAACAGGGCACACAAUGCAAGAAACUGGUGUUAGGACCAAAGAUGGUGAGCAUUUGGUAUCCACAAGUAGACAGAAAGUGGCUGCAGGCAAUAAGAAUCCACUGCAGCAGAAAAAUACUGUUUUUCUUAUGCAAGCAGAAAAGGUCCUGCCUGCCAACAAUGUUGGCCUUGAGAUGGUUAUUCAUGAUGGAAAGCAGCCCUCUAAAGACUUGAUGGAGAAUAAACCUGUGACAAGAUCAGGAAAGGCAACAAAUAUAAGAACAGAUAAGCAGCCAAGUGCCCAACUCAAACAGAACAGCAGUAAAGAUAGCCGUGAAAGAGAAAGAACGCAGGAUACUAUAUGGUCUGGGGAACAAAUGCUGCAGAUAAGAAAACAACAAGGUACAGAACUGAUAUCUAAGAGUACAUCCAACAAGGUAGCAAAGCAGCCUCACACAGGUCAAGCCAGGGUAUAUAGAAACAGUAUGAUAGAUGCUGUUAAUACUGUGCAACCCAGAGGAGUUCCAAAUGGUACUUACCACGAGAAAGUGGUGAGAAGAAAAAUUCCUGCUGAAAUGAACAACCAUAUGCGUCAUUUGCCUCUAAAGAACUCAGAUCAAGAAAAUUUAGGAAUUCCACCAGCUACAAAGGAGAAAGCCGUUCAUCAUGUAGUACCCUUACAGAAGGCAAAAGCUCGAAGAGUGAAUAAAAGUGAAAUUCCUCGAAGACUGGAUGAUGUACUGACCAGAAGAAAUGGAACGCUGAACAAGUUGGGAAGACCACCAAAACAAUCCAUUUUGGAGCAAGUAACACAUAAAACUGAUGAAAAAGUUGGUGGCUACAAUGGAGCAGAAAGUAGAGUGAGCAGGUUGAAACAAAAAGAGCCACGCAUUGGCAAAUCCAACAAAUCAACAGAAAGUACUCGAUCAGUACAUUUGGUAGAAAACCUACAGAAAAUAGCUGAGGCUCCAACUUUCCGUGAUAACAAAGUAGAAGAGUUUCGAAGCCUCGAAGAGCCCCAAACUCUAGUUCCACAUGACAGCUGUCAAGACUCGGUCUCAGUAUUACCCAACGAAAAUCAACAAGCUCAAGCACCAGUCUUUGAAGCUGAUGAGUGCAUCACAGCACCAAAUGCACUUAAUGUUGCAGGAACCCAAUCAACCCAUGAAGACACAUUGGGACUUUCACCCAAAGUGCAACAACAGAAGCCUAUCAAAUGGAGAAAACAAGAGCCACUUACAGAGAGUGAAACCUAUCUGAAGCAGAUAGUGAUCAAGAGCCAAGUGUUCCUCAACACAGCAGAAGCACUCUUCAGACUCGAAAUCCCUUUCGGAAUUCUCGACGCUAGUAGCAGCAACUACGACCAUGAUGACUACAACUGCAACAUUAAGCUCACACUGGACUGCAGCUACGAAAUAAUGAAGAGAAAAGGGAAGAGGCAGGAGCUGGCAGUGCACCCCAAUUUUGUGAAGGUGUCAAUAAGCUUUGUAAAGGUUGAGUCUUUGGAUGAGCUGGUUAGGGAGUUGAGUAGAGACAUUGAUGAAGUGAGAGUGUAUGGGAAGAAUGGGAAGCUGGAAUGUGGGGUUGAAGAGUAUGUGCCUAGGAUGUUGGAAUUGGAUGUGAAUAACAGGGAGCCUGAUUUGAAUUGUAUGUGGGAUUUGGGUUGGGAUGUGAAUGUGUUUGGGUUUGUUGAAGUAGAUGAAGUUGUUAGGGAUUUGGAGAGGCUUGUGUUCAGUGGACUUAUUGAUGAGCUUGCCAGAGACCUGUUUCAUUUGUGAGAGAGUCACUAUAUAUACUGGGCAGCAAUCCAUUGCUGUGUAUUUGGAUUUGUAUACAUUGAUUUUGUAAUUGUCAAUAGCAGUAAGGGACUAGGGAUUCGA